Molecule: messenger RNA, 807 nt
Organism: Salpingoeca rosetta
Lineage: Eukaryota; Choanoflagellata; Craspedida; Salpingoecidae
Product: short chain dehydrogenase
Exons: 3
Coding region: 1-807 (268 amino acids)
Source: RefSeq, a predicted model, not a curated record
AUGGGGGCGUUGUCUGGCGUGAGAACUGCGCUGGUGCAGGGAGGAACCCGAGGCAUCGGGUUGGAGUUUGUGAAGCGGCUGGCAGCGCAGCCGCACGUGGAGACCGUGUUUGCGACGGGAAGGAGUGCUGCAAGCAACCUCAACGGCGGUGGAAGCAAGGACAGCGACGGCAACAGCAUGUUGAUGAUAGACCCAGUGUUAGCAAAGAAGGUGGUACCGGUGCAUGUUGACAUUCGAGAAGAGGAUAGCAUCAAGGCUGCAAGCGAGCAGGUCAAGGCUGCAUGCGGUGGCCGGCUUCACUUUGUGCUGAAUGCGAGCGGGUUUCUCCACCGCGCGCACGACGGCGUCGGCCCAGAGCGCAAGCUGGCAGACGUGCGGCCGGAGCUGAUCCACGACAACUUCAGCGUCAACGCCUUUGCGCCGAUUCUCUGGGCCAAGCACUUGGCCCCGCUUCUCAAGCACAAGGAGCCGGCCGUGUUCGCGUCCAUCAGCGCGCGCGUUGGGUCCAUCUCAGACAACGGGAUGGGCGGGUGGUUCUCCUACCGCGCAAGCAAGGCGGCGCAGAACAUGUACAUGCGGUGCCUGGCCAUUGAGUGGCGACGCACGCACAAGAACGUGACGGUCUUGUCACUCCAUCCAGGCACCGUCAGCACCGACCUCUCCGCGCCGUUCGUGGGCAACGUGAGGCCAGAGAAGCUGUUUACCACAGAGCAGUCUGUGAACCAUCUGUGGAACGUGAUGGAUGCGACCACACCAGCAGACACGGGCAAAUUCCUCGCCUGGGAUGGCAAGGAGAUACCGUUCUGA